AUGCACAACGGGGUUAUCACAAUCUACAAGGUACAGUGUCGCGUCAGCUCUUACUCUUUCCGUGAAAAUGAAUCCUCCAAAACCGUGAUUAUUACGUGUUCAAUCCACGACUUCCUGAUGGUGCACAACGGCAUUAUCACGUCAGCUCUUACUGUUUCCAUGAGAAUGGAUCCUAACAAACUUCGAGAUCCUUAUUGUCCAAACCGCGAGUUUCUGGUGAUGCACAACGGGGUUACCACCAACUACAAGAUACAGCGAAGCGUCGGCUCUUCCCCACACUCCCCCACUGCCCCACGUUUCCGUACCCCACCUCAUCCCCCAGGCGUUGAAGGGCACCCUCCAAAGGCACAGCUUCACGUUCGAGUCGGAGACGGACGCAGAGACUCCCCCACACCACCUCACACCUCUCCACACUCCUCAAUACCCCUUCACACCCCACUCCACCCCAUCCUCCAGGCGCUGAAGGGCACCCUCCAGAAGCACGGGUUCACGUUUGAGUCGGAGACGGACACCGAGGUGAUCCCGAAGCUCGCGAAAUUCGUGUAUGACAAUCUGCUGCAGUCGGAAGGGGGGCAUGGCGGCGAAGGCAUGGCCAACGGCAUGGCCAAUGGCAUCUCGAGCAAGACAGUCAACGGUUCCACCAACGGGGAGCGAGUGGCAUUCACCCAAGUGGUGAUGGAGGUGAUGCGGCAGCUGGAGGGAGCCUACGCGCUGCUCUUCAAGAGCCCGCACUUCCCCAACCAGCUCGUCGCCUGCAAGCGCGGCAGCCCGCUACUGCUCGGAGUCAAAGUCCCCUCUGACGGCCGGAAAUCCGCGUUUGAUAUAGUGGGCGCGGAGGAGCCUGGAGGGGUGGUGCGAGGAGGAGCGGGGGCGACGGGACCGAGAGAGUUGUUUCUAGCCAGUGAUGCGAGCGCGGUGGUAGAGCAUACGAAGAAAGUGAUGGUUAUAGAGGAUAACGAGGUGGUGCAUAUCAGGGACGGCGUGGUCUCGCUGUUUUCGUUCGAGCCGGAUAAGGCCAAGCGCGGUUUGCCCCCCACGACGGCGCUGCAGCGGGCUCUGUCGACUCUAGAGAUGGAGGUAGAGCAGAUUAUGAAGGGGAGUUAUGACCAUUUCAUGCAGAAGGAGAUUCACGAGCAGCCUGAGUCGCUUACCAUGACGCUGAGAGGCAGGCUGAUUCACGGCAAGGCGGAUUCGCUCUCGCCUACUGCGUCUAAUGCUUGCAGCUCCCUUCCACCCUCCGCCUCCAUAGCAGCCGCAGCAGCAGCUGCUGCUGGUGGUGACGCUACUGCUGCCAUUGCCUCUGCUGGUUCGAAUGGAAGCAGCCCGGUAGCCUCAACAGCAGGAGCAGCAGGAGGGGGGAUUUCCGGCCUGCCGCCCCUCUCGCCUCUCUCCAAACUCUCCCCUGUCAACCGCACAAGCUCCGCCCCUUGGUCUGAGGAGAAAGGGGUGCUUCUGGGAGGCUUAAAAGACCAUCUCCUCACUAUCCGCCGCAGCAGGCGCAUCAUUUUCGUGGGCUGUGGCACCAGUUACCACGCAGCACUCGCUGUGCGUCCUCUGUUGGAAGAGCUCUCCGGGGUGGCGGUUCAACUGGAGCUGGCGAGCGACAUGCUAGACAGAAACGCGCCGGUUUAUAGAGAGGAUACGGCGGUGUUUAUGAGCCAGUCGGGGGAGACGGCGGACACUCUGGCGGCGCUGGAGUAUGCGCGGGCGAGGGGGGCGCUGUGCGUGGGCGUGACGAAUACGGUGGGGAGUGCCAUCGCCCGGCGGACACACUGCGGUGUAUUCAUCAACGCUGGGGCUGAAAUCGGCGUCGCCAGCACCAAGGCAUACACGAGUCAGAUUGCAGUGCUGGUGCUGAUGGCGCUGGCGAUUGGCGAGGACAGCAUCUCCUCGAAAGAGAGAAGAGAGCGGAUUAUAGAUGGUCUCAUCGACCUGCCCAGGAAAGUGCGGCAGGUGCUGAGGCUCGACUCUGAGAUACAACAACUGGCCCGCGAGCUGUCAGGCGAGCAGAGCCUGCUGGUGUUUGGGCGCGGGUACAACUACGCGACGGCGGUGGAGGGGGCGUUGAAGGUGAAGGAGGUGGCGCUGAUGCACAGCGAGGGCAUUCUGGCGGGCGAGAUGAAGCACGGCCCGCUCGCCCUCGUUGAUGCCACUCUGCCUAUCAUCGUUGUUGCCACCCGCGACAGCACCUGCAGCGAGGGCAUUCUGGCCGGCGAGAUGAAGCACGGCCCCCUCGCCCUCGUCGAUGCCACUCUGCCUAUCAUCGUUGUUGCUACUCGGGACAGCAUGUGCAGUGAGCCGUCGUUUAAGAACGAGUGGGUGACGAAGAGCGCGUGUGGCGACGCGAGGGAGAGGAUCCUCGAGGCAGCGAACGAGGUCGACCCGGAUGUGAUUGUACUGGGAAGCCACGGGCAUGGCGCUAUAACGAGGGUUCUAUUGGGGAGCGUCAGCGACCACGUGGCACAUGCUGCCAGCUGUGCGGUCAUGAUCGUCCCAACCCCACACCAAUCAAUUCCAUCCACUGUUGCCUCUGCCAUCCCUGGGAUGGAUGCACUUUCCAAAGUUGUCGACUCGGCUCACUAG
Closterium sp. Yama58-4 is the source of this 2583-nucleotide messenger RNA. Lineage: Eukaryota; Viridiplantae; Streptophyta; Zygnematophyceae; Desmidiales; Closteriaceae. The record is from the annotation of a GenBank genome assembly.